Messenger RNA from Schizosaccharomyces octosporus yFS286, 1163 nucleotides. Its product is annotated as outer membrane voltage-dependent anion-selective channel. The transcript has 2 exons. The record is from RefSeq and is a predicted model, not a curated record. Bases 99 to 947 code for a protein of 282 amino acids. Gene Ontology annotation, cellular component: mitochondrial outer membrane. Gene Ontology annotation, biological process: monoatomic anion transmembrane transport. Lineage: Eukaryota; Fungi; Ascomycota; Schizosaccharomycetes; Schizosaccharomycetales; Schizosaccharomycetaceae. Gene Ontology annotation, molecular function: voltage-gated monoatomic anion channel activity.
UGAAUAGGACCUUCCGGGGGUUUCAGAACUUUCCCUUUACAUCACACCAGAAACCACCAAAGGUUCCGUCUUUCACAAGAACAAAUACUUGAUUUAUAAUGGCUCCUCCCGCGUACGCCGCUAUCGACAAGCUCUGCAGCGAUUUGUUGCAACGUGACUUUCCUAUUGGAGCUACUCUCUUGAACGUUCGUACUACCGCUCCUAACGGUGUUGUCUUCAACGUCUCCGGUAACCAAGAUGCCAAGGGCAUCAUCGCAGGCAAGUUGGAAACCAACUUCGCUGACAAGGCUAAUGGCUUGACCAUGUCUCAAGGUUGGACUACUGCCAACGUUUUAGAAUCCAAGAUUGGCCUUACCAACCAAUUUGCUCAAGGUCUUCAUGUCAAUGUCAACACUACCUUCAGCCCUGCUACUGCCGACAAGACUGCUAUUCUCAAUUUGGAACACGAACACCCUUUGAUCCGCAGUCAUGCUGUCGUCAAUGCUUUGGAACGCAAGUUCGUUGGUGAUUUCACCGUUGGCCAUGAAGGUUUCCUUGCUGGUGCUGAAUUUGGUUAUGAUGUUCAAAAGGGAAGCGUUUCCAAGUAUGCUGCUACUAUUGGAUACCAAGCUUCUCCUUUCUUGUUAGCUUUGAAGGCUUCCAACAACCUUAGCGCUUUCCGUGCUAGCUACUACCACCGUGUUAGUUCUCAAGCUGAAGCUGGUGGUAACGUCACUUGGGAUGCCUCUUCUACUGCCAAUGCCGUCACUUUAGAACUUGCCUCUAAGUACCAAUUGGACAAGGAUACUUUCGUCAAGAGCAAAAUUAACAACGCCGGUAUUGCUACUAUGUCUUACUUCCAAAACAUUCGCCAGGGUGUUACCGUUGGUCUUGGUCUUCAACUUGAUACCCAACGCUUGGGUCAACCCGCUCACAAGGCUGGUCUUUCUCUUGCUUUCAAUGCUUAAUCCUAGUACUCAUUACCAAUCCAGUCUCCUACGAUCUUUAUGUGAAAUACUUAACAUUCCUUUUCAGAUUAAAAACUGUUUGUUUUCAAUGUAACUUGAAGAAUGUUUUCACGAGAUGGUCGUAUUUUCAUUUUCUAUUUGAAUUUCUUUCUUUACUCCCUUCUCUUAUAAAAUAGUAGGAUAAUUUGUAUAAAUUUCCCAAUUUUUUCCAGUCUA